Messenger RNA from Dictyostelium purpureum, 417 nucleotides. RefSeq lists its product as uncharacterized. The transcript has a single exon. Lineage: Eukaryota; Evosea; Eumycetozoa; Dictyosteliales; Dictyosteliaceae. The coding region runs from base 1 to 417 and encodes 138 amino acids. The record is from RefSeq and is a predicted model, not a curated record.
AUGAAAAAUAUUUAUUAUACAAAACUAUUUUUUAUAUUUUUAAUUUUAAAUUCUCUAAAUUUUAUGAAAAAUGUUUCUGGUCAAGAUAAAUUACCAAUAAUACUAAGAUGUGAUAAUUAUAAAUUUAGCUCAAAGAGUUAUGGUUCUAUAAGAAUUUACUCUAAACCCCUCAAUGGUAUUAUUAAUGGCUACAUUUGUUUUUCAGAAUUCCCAAGUUAUAAAACUACUCUUUUUAAUAUAUACUAUCCAACAAAAAUCAAUAUUACAAAUAAAGAAUUUUAUACAGAUGAUGACAGUGGCACAAUUUAUUUAUCUCAAAAGUUUUAUAAUGGAACAAUUUCAUUUGAAUCAGCCCAAUUAAUAUAUAAUAAUAAUUUAAUAAUAUCAUUAAUGAACCCCACAUUAUUAAAAGAAUAG